Charadrius vociferus (killdeer) is the source of this 2076-nucleotide messenger RNA. RefSeq names its product transmembrane channel-like 6 (gene TMC6). The transcript has 17 exons. NCBI's taxonomy places the organism in Eukaryota, Metazoa, Chordata, Aves, Charadriiformes, Charadriidae. Bases 1 to 2076 code for a protein of 691 amino acids. Gene Ontology annotation, molecular function: mechanosensitive monoatomic ion channel activity. The record is from RefSeq and is a predicted model, not a curated record. Gene Ontology annotation, cellular component: plasma membrane.
AUGUCCCGGCCGCCCUCCUUCACCCUCCGCGUCGCUGAGGACACCGAGAGCGAUGGCCAGGAGCCGAGCCCGGACAACGAAGGAGCCCUGCACACCUCCUUCCACCAGCUCAUCCAGGAGCAGAGCAGCUUGGUAGAGGCAGCUCUGGAGCUGGAGAUGCAGGCGAGGGGCAGAGACAAGCAGAGUCUGCUGGUGAAGGAGCUGCUGAGCCUUUCGCCCAGCCAGCGCAGCCACAUGCUGCUCACCAUGCCCCUCAGCCUGGCAGAGAAAUGCACCCUCCGGCAGGAGCUGAGGGGGCAGAGGGGCCCCCUGCGGCAGCGUGCCCAGCACCAGGCCCCCUCCUCUCCCUGCGGAUGGUCCAAGGAUUAUGUCAUCCUUGGCUGCCGGGGUCUCUGGUACAGGAUCCUCUCCCUGCUCCUCGCCGCGCAGCCCUGGCACUACUCCCUGAAGCAGAUCGGCAGCCGCUUUGGCUCCAGUGUCCUCUCCUACUUCAUCUUCCUGAAGACACUCCUUAUGUUCAACAUCAUCUCACUCCUCAUCCUCCUGGUCUUCGUGGUGGCCCUGCAGGCUGCGUAUCCCCCUACCUCGGCCAGCCCCCAGCCCUUCACUGGCCUCGAGCUCCUCACCGGAGCNNNCUUCUUCACUCACUCGCUGCUGUUCUAUGGCUACUUCAUCAACACCACUCUCAACGACCCCUGUGCCUCCAGCCCCAACGACAGCGUGUGCCCCCUCGCAGCCCCCCCGCUCCCGUACAACAUGCCGCUGGCCUACGUGUUCAGCGUUGGGGUCUCCUUCCUCGUCACCUGUGUCCUGCUGGUGUACAGCAUAUCCCGCUCCUUCGGUGAGAGCUACCGUGUGGGCAGCUCCACGGGGGACAUGGCUGUCAAAGUCUUCUGUGCCUGGGACUUCAAGGUGAUCCAGAGGCGCUCGGUGAAGCUGCAGUGUGAGAACAUCUGUACCCAGCUGAAGGACCUCUGCCAGCGCCUGGGGCACACCGCUGUGCUGCUCCUGGCCUGGGCCGUCUCGCUGAGCACGGUGCUGGGCUGCGUGCUGGCCGUGCACUACUUCUCAGAGCACAUGCAUGCGGUCCAGCGGGACCACCAAGCGCGGGGCAGUGGCGAGCGGCAGCAGGAAGCCAUCCUGCUGGUCCUGCCCCUGGUGGUGUCCCUCCUCAACGCGCUGAUGCCCCACCUGUACAAUGUGCUGGCGAUGUGGGAGAAGCAGGACUCCCCCGUGGCAGUGGUCAAUGUGGCGAUCUGCCGGAACCUCAUUCUGAAGAUGGUGGUCCUCGGCCUGCUCUGCUACCAGUGGCUCAGCCAAAGAGUUCUUUGCUUGUCUCGCCAGUGCUGGGAGACAUGUGUGGGGCAGGACCUGUAUCGCUUCGUGGUGAUGGACUUCAUAUUCUCACUGCUGGACACACUCUUUGGGGAACUGGUCUGGAGGCUGAUCUCAGAGAAGAGGCUGAAGAGGAAGCAGAGGCCAGAGUUUGACAUCGCCCGGAACGUGCUGGAGCUGAUCUACGGGCAGACCCUGACCUGGCUGGGUGUUCUCUUCGCACCACUCCUGCCGGCGGUGCAGACGCUGAAGCUGGUGCUGCUGUUCUACAUCAAAAAGACCAGCCUGAUGCAGAACUGCCAGUCCCCCAGCAAGCCCUGGCAAGCAUCACGCAUGAGCACCAUCUUCAUCACCCUGCUGUGCUUCCCGUCCUUCCUGGGUGCAGCCAUCUUCCUCUCCUACACCAUCUGGUCGGUGCGGCCGUCAGAAACCUGUGGUCCCUUCCAGGGGCUGGAAACCAUCUACAAUUCAGGGAAGACCUGGGUGCAAGUGCUGGAGAAGUCCAACCCGAACAUCACCUGGUUUGCCUGGGUCCACCAGCACCUGGUGGAGAACACCUCCCUCCUGUUCUUCAUGUCUGGGGUCCUGCUAGCCGUGGUCUACUUCAACAUCCAGGUGGUGAGAGGACAGCGGAGGAUCAUCCGCCUGCUGAAGGAGCAGAUCGCCAACGAAGGGGAAGAUAAAAUAUUUCUCAUUCAGAAGCUUCACUCCGUUUACGAGCAGAGAGAGAGACGUGCCUGA